Molecule: messenger RNA, 1572 nt
Organism: Hypoxylon trugodes
Lineage: Eukaryota; Fungi; Ascomycota; Sordariomycetes; Xylariales; Hypoxylaceae
Exons: 5
Coding region: 1-1572 (523 amino acids)
Biological process (GO): regulation of transcription by RNA polymerase II
Molecular function (GO): zinc ion binding; DNA-binding transcription factor activity, RNA polymerase II-specific
Source: RefSeq, a predicted model, not a curated record
AUGGAGCCGUCCAACUUUACCCAACCCAUGAUCCUUCCGCUCAUGAACUUGAAUGGUGGCGACGAUUUCAAUUACGCGAGAUUCCUCGAUGAUGAUAUUGGCUACCUCGCUAGCAAUGAAUCGUCUACCUCUCUUCAGGCAUUGAAUAAUGAAUUCGGUGCGUCGAGUGCCUCGCCUCCGGCAAGUGCGCCCGCCAAGGCUGUCUUGAAUCAGAAACAGAGAUUGGAGCGGCGGGGUCAUACCAAGAGUCGACGCGGUUGUUAUAACUGCAAGAGACGUCGGAUUAAGUGCCAAGAAAACCGGCCAGCAUGUGGACACUGCGUGAAGACGGGAUUGAAAUGUGAAUAUCCAGCAGUUCCACAGGUCGUGCAUCAACCGCAAAACCAAGUUCCUCUCUUCAGUCUGCAGGACAUGCGAUUCUUCCAGCAUUUCCUGUUCGUUUGCUUUCCAAACCAUCCGAUAGGAAACGAGGCUAUCUGGACGCAUGAAGUCCCGUGUCUAUCACAAAAUUACGAUUAUCUCAUGCACGCCAUCCUAGGACUUGCGGCAUCCGAUCUUAUGUUACAAGAUCCCAGUUUGGUCACAUUCGCCAUGAUGCAUAGGCUGAAGGCCAUCAAAGCGAUUAAGAAGAGGCUCAACGAGGCCCACAAGUCGAACAAUCCCGAAGAAGGAAACGCCAUCGUGGCAACAUGCUUCGCCCUAACCUUCCAAUCCGUAAUCCUAGACGACGGGAUGGCAGAGUACAUGACAUUCUGCCGGGGCAUCGUGCUCGUAGCCGCGCGAACAUGCGCCAUGCACCGGGACCGGUUCCUCUUCAGCAACAUGGGCAACAACGAGCCAGCCUCGCUUUUACGCCCAUUCCUCGAGAACAUGCCCCCGGUAAACUCUGAAUGGGUCGACAUGGCCAUAGCCUCCAUCCGCGCCAUCGAGCCAUUAGUCCUACUAUGCCGGGAAGACUCGGAGUCAACCUCCACCUCUAACUCCUGCGAAGAAAGGAGCGAGGGCAUGGGAGUAGAGGAAGAAUUAAGGAGGGGCACCGGAAGCGGAAGUGCAAGCGGAAGCACAAGUGGAGAAACCACCGGCACCGUAGUCGAAGCCGAAUACUACCGAUUCCUCAUCGACAUGGCCGAGGCCCUCUACGAGCCGAAUCCAUACCACGCCUACGAACUCCUAUGCGCGCACUACGGAUGGUGGAUCCAACUUCCACACUCACGCUUCCGGCGCCUCGUAGACCCAACCAGCCAAACCGCAACCCUACUCGCCACGCACUGGAUCGCAUUGAAGCAAAUCAUGUGGCGUGUAACAUCCGCCGAGCACCGCUUACGUGCUCAAGAACCGCGCGACAUACCAGUAGUCAAACCCAAAAAGGACGGCGAUGGUAGUAACAAGGACACGCACGGCAACGAAAAAGACGAAGACGGCGACAUCUUAGUAGACCCGGGCAUGGCGCGGUGGCUCAAGUAUCUCAAUCGCCAAGUCGACGCCGAGCACCGGCGCUACAACGACUGGCCGGUGUGGGUACAGCAACAACUCGAUCGGGACAUUAGGUACUUCGGAAAGACGAGGGUUUAA